GUUUUUUUAAUUCAAAAUUUUCGAACCGGACCUCUCGUCUUCCUCCUCCUGCUUCCCCAUCCGAACCCACCAGGCCCGGCCCCAACCAGACCAGACCAGACAGCUCCGUUUCCCCUCGCCCGCCCCCUCCUCCACCUCCACCGCGCACCAAACCCAAAGUCGCAGCCGCAUUCCCUCCACCCCCUCUUUCUUGCCCCUCCUCUCCGCGUCUUUAGGAGCGGCGGCGGCGCCGGCUGCUACGGCGGAGGUGGCGGCGCCCCCCUCCCCCUCGGCGGCGGCGGCGGAAGGGUUUCUCCUCCCUGGAAGAGGGAGGCUCUGGCGGGAGUGUGUAAGGUUGCGUUGUGCUGGGGACAGGCGGCGGAGCGAGAUCCGGGCCGGAAGGUGGGGGUCUCGGGGUGGCGCCGUGGCGUCGGCGUGAUCUGAAAUGAUAUUGGCGCCCGCGGCGCGGUAUUCGCAGCGGAGGCCAUGACGACCAACACCAAGCGCGCCUACAAGCUCCAGGAGUUUGUGGCACAUUCAUCCAAUGUCAACUGCCUCAAGAUUGGGAGGAAGACCUCCCGGGUUCUCGUCACAGGAGGAGAGGAUCAUAAGGUCAAUCUUUGGGCUAUUGGGAAACCAAAUUCAAUAUUGAGUUUAUCAGGGCAUACAAGUGCUGUGGAGUCGGUUAGUUUUGAUUCCACAGAAGUGUUUGUGGCCGCAGGAGCAGCCAGUGGAACAAUAAAAUUAUGGGAUUUGGAGGAGGCAAAGAUUGUCCGCACUCUUACUGGACAUAGGUCAAACUGCAUGUCAGUUGAUUUCCAUCCCUUUGGGGAAUUCUUUGCCUCUGGAUCAUUGGACACUAAUUUGAAGAUAUGGGAUAUAAGAAGGAAGGGUUGUAUUCAUACAUACAAAGGUCACACACGAGGGGUGAAUGCUAUUAGAUUCACACCCGAUGGGCGGUGGGUUGUGUCUGGUGGUGAAGAUAAUACAGUGAAGGUUUGGGAUCUGACAGCUGGAAAGUUAUUACAUGAUUUCAAGAACCAUGAGGGUCAGAUUCAGUGCAUAGAUUUCCAUCCCCAUGAGUUCCUUCUGGCAACAGGUUCAGCUGAUAAAACUGUCAAGUUCUGGGAUUUGGAAACCUUUGAGUUGAUUGGAUCUGCUGGACCUGAGACAACAGGUGUUCGAUCCAUGACAUUCAAUCCUGAUGGAAGAUCUCUGUUAUGUGGGUUGCAUGAAAGCUUAAAGGUUUUCUCAUGGGAGCCAAUAAGAUGCCACGAUACUGUGGAUGUGGGAUGGUCUAGACUUGCUGAUCUAAAUGUCCAUGAGGGAAAACUUCUUGGUUGUUCUUUCAAUCAAAGUUGUGUUGGAAUAUGGGUUGUUGAUCUAACGCGUCUUGAGCCAUACGCAACUGGUACUUCGACAAAACUAAAUGGUCAUUCUGAAUUGAAGACUUUGUCAAGUGGCACUAUGCCUUUACAAAAUGACAGUGGUUCAAGGGCUAACAUUGGGCGAUCAUCAGUUCUACAAAAUUCAGAGAAUAACUUAAAGGCUUCUUCAGGAAGACUAUCAGUUUCUCAAAACUCAGAUUCUGCACUCAAAGAGACAAAAUUGACAGCUUCAGGCGGAAUGGUCCCAAGCACACCACAAAGGGCUGGAAUCGGCUCCAAUACUAAAUCUGUUGGAAAUUCAGCUUUUGCAUCUGGUGGCACCACCUUGAAGAGAAGUUCACUGAAGAGUAACAAUGCCUCUAAUCUUCACAAUUUCAGUAAAGUUGAUGUAGUGCCUGUGAUUGUCCCAAGAACUAGCUCAGGAGGAGAGCUGGCUACUGAUUCUAGAAGUGAUGCUGCUGAUGUGGCACCUGCUCUUUCUAAGGCAACAAGAAGGGUAGAGCCUGCUACUGAUUCUAGAAAAGAAAUUACUGAUGCAGAACCUGUUAUUCCUAGAGCAAGCUCAAGAAUGGAAAUAUCCUCUGAUUCAGCACCUGUUGUUGCUUCCAAGGCAGGCAGAAGGUUGGAGUCUGCUACUGAUUCUAAGAAAGAAAGUACUGAUGCAGCACCUGUUGUUCCCAGGGCAGCUUCCAGAAUGGAAAUGGUCUCUGAUUUUGCACCCGUUCUUUCUAAGGCAAGCAGAAGACUAGAGUCUGCUACAGAUUCAAGGAAAGAAAGUACUGAUGUGGCACCUGUUGUUGUCCCCAGAACAAGUUCAAGAAUGGAAAUGGCCUCUGAUUCUAGGAGAGAACCUUCUGCUGGAAGAGUCUCACCAUACAGAAUCCAAUCAAGAUAUGCUGAGCUACGGAAGCUAACCCAUGCCAAAGGUGAUGCAAACAAAGUUGAUGUUGGAAGCAAAAAUACUGAAACAGAUGACUUUAAUUGCCAAAUAUUUCUUCCCCGGGGAAAUGGUGUUAUUCAAACAAAAAGUUCUGAAGAAAUCCGUGAAGAUGUUAAACAUGGUGCAGUUGACAAGAUGGGAUUUUUGAAUUCAACAGAACCGAAUACAAGUCUCCACAGUGAGAAUUACGUUUCUAGACUGCACAAACCAAGAGAUAACUACUAUAUUGAAGUUUCAAGAGCAGGAAGAACAAGAUCAAGUGUCUCUAAUUGGGAAGGGAGGGAUCAGUCCCCUAGUCACGAAGAACCGACAAGUAGUUCUUCUUCGCUGGCUCGUACAGGCCGUUCGUAUUCAUCUAGAGGAAGCAACCAAGCUACUGAAACUCCAAUCAUAGCUAGUGAUGAGGAUGUUCUAUCUCUUCUAAUGGAACAGCACGAGCUAUUUCUAAGCUCAACACGGUCUCGACUGACAAAAUUGCAGAUUAUUCAUCAAAUGUGGGAUAGAAAUGACAUCAGGGGUGUUAUCUCUGUGAUGGAGAAGAUGUGUGAUCACGCUGUCUCUGCUGAUAUGGCAAGUGUUCUGAUGGAGAAAAAUGAAACAAUCACACUAGAUUUAUGUACCUCUAUCCUGCCUGUUGUCACUGACCUUCUGGAGAGUAAAACUGAUAGACACUUAGGUGUUUCAUUGGAAUUGUUGGUGAAGCUUGUUAGGACUUUUGGGCCAGUAAUCCAUUCAACAGUAUCAGCAGGGCCUUCUUCUGUUGGUGUAGAUCUUCAGGCAGAGCAAAGGCGGGAGCGCUGCAACCUAUGCUUCAUUGAAUUGGAGAAGGUCAAAAAUAAGCUUCCGUUUCUUACAAGAAUAAAAGGGGCAGUUGCAAAUGCAGCACAAGAACUCACUCUUGUCUUCCAGGAAGUUAUGAGUUGACUGACCACACACUCAUAGAUAUACACAAUUAGAUGGGAAAUGCUUUCCCCCUAAUGGCACCAAGAUCGGAUUUCAGCUACCAUGGAGUGCUGUUCAAUCUUGCGCUGCCAUCAAACUCCAAGGCUACACCACCAGCAGAAACAUUUUGUUGCUGCUGUUCAUGCCUUCUGUACACAUGCUAACACAGAUGGCCUGACAUCCGUGUCAUUUGGGAAGAGAAGCUGCCAUGGACAAUGACUUCAGCCACAAUAUUCGGCGGACGUUGUUUCAUGGACUGCUGAAGGUGUUAUAGGCCUCAAUCAAUUGAUGACCUAAAGAUGGAAGCUAAGGCAUUUUUGGCGCUUCUAGUGCUUUGCUGGCUGUAACAUCUUAUUGUGUAUCAUUAGUAAUGUGCAUGCGCGACAGACCGACAAUCAACAGCUUGCAUUUGAUAGUUUAUGGUUGGUUUGUGUUGUCUGGUCGAUUCAGUGGCAAGAUUGACGAGUGAAGCAAGCCGUGUACAUCAUUCUUGAAGAUUUGAUUUCUGUUCUCUCGAUGACUCCCUUUGUUCUAUUUGGAAGUGUGAAAAUGAAGUCACUUGGCGGUGGACUUGCGUUUGCCUUGUCAUGGCGACUGUUUCCCUGCUUAUACUGUUAGGCGAUAGGCAGCAAGCAGGAUCGUCUUGUUUCUUUUUUCGUGAGAAUGUCUUUCUUGUUAAUCUGUUAAACAGCUACACCAGCUUGAAUUUUGAUGAUCUUUCUCUACUUA
Phragmites australis (common reed) is the source of this 3978-nucleotide messenger RNA. RefSeq names its product katanin p80 WD40 repeat-containing subunit B1 homolog KTN80.4-like. The coding region runs from base 466 to 3231 and encodes 921 amino acids. The transcript is spliced from 18 exons. Gene Ontology annotation, biological process: microtubule severing; microtubule depolymerization. Gene Ontology annotation, cellular component: katanin complex. The record is from RefSeq and is a predicted model, not a curated record. NCBI's taxonomy places the organism in Eukaryota, Viridiplantae, Streptophyta, Magnoliopsida, Poales, Poaceae. Gene Ontology annotation, molecular function: microtubule binding.